CACCUUCUGGCAGACGCCAUAAUCAAACCGAAAACACGUGGAUCACACAAACUUCAUUCGUACGGGCUGAAUUCAACCACCAAAAUGGGUCUUAAAAUUAAGAAGUCACCAAAGCCAGUAACAGCUACACAAAAGAAGCAAUCCGUUGCUAAGAAAUCUACGGUUUCUCCAGCGAAGAAAGGAACUCAGACACCCCCUGCUGGAAAGAAAACAGAGAAAAAAAAAUCUCAGAAAAAAAAUGUAACCCAUCCGGUUGACGUUCCAUCCGAGUAUGUUAAUAUGCAGGAUCCAUCGAUAACUUCAAAAUGUGAAUUACAAAAAAGUUCGGUUGAAGCAGCUGUUAGCGCAGCUUUCAAAGCACAUGAGCUAACUCUUCAGAAAACGAAAGGUGGACAACUAUUUGACAGCGAACCACACCCUAUAAAUCUUCUUGUGUCAGCCAUAAAGAUUUCAAGUUCUGAUCCACAACCCUUUAGAGUUAAGGUACCACAUCCAUUUUUGAAUGAUGAGUGUGACAUUUGUUUGAUUGUCCAAGAUUUGGAAAAAGGAUGGAAGGUUAAUCAUGAACCUACCACUCAACACUAUCAAGAACUUCUUGACAGCAAAAAUGUUUCUUUCAUAUCUGAGGUAAUGCCCCUGAGACAGUUGAGAAUUGAAUUUAAACCAUUUGAGGCAAGAGGAAAAUUUGCUAAGCGUUUUGAUGUUGUAUUGGUUGACAAAAGAAUUGCCAAGUUUAUUCCAAGAUAUCUUGGUAAAGCAUUUUAUCAAGCUGGAAAAUUACCUGUGUCAAUCGAUAUUGAAGCUGAAGAUCUUUUAGCCGAAGUUAACCGAGCUCUAGCUACAAGUAUGAUGUCUAUGUCGAAUAAAGGCUCAAGUACACAGAUGCAGGUUGGAUUGUCAAACCAAACUGAGAAGCAAAUAAUCGAGAAUAUCAUGGCAGUUUAUGAAAGCAUGCCAAAACAUUUCCCCGGGAAAUUUGAAAAUAUUCGGAGCUUAUAUAUUAGAUUCGGAAACAACACAUGGACUGUUCCAAUUUACGUCAGUUUUGCCACUCGAGAUUCCGUUACAUUGCCAGUCUCCAAGAAACGCGACGAGCCCCUGAUCGACGAUCUUAGCACACUUGCACCUGGUUGGAAAGUUGCUGUUUACCCUAGUGGUGAAGUUAAAAAGAUUAAAGACGAAGGAUACCAACAUACGGAUUUAGACGCUGCUAUUGAAGACAUUGAAGCGCCUGAAAAGGUUUUGGAACUAGAUGGCGACGAAGACAUGUCUGAUGCUGAAAUCGACGAAAAGAAAACAGCUGCAGCCAAGACGUCACGCAAAGCUCCCAAAAAUGUGAAGAAGACGAAAAGAACAACUGAAGCAUCUGAUGUUGAAGACGAACCCAAAAGUCAAGAUAAAUCAGAAAAGAUUUCAAAGAAAAAGAAAGCGAAACCAGCUGAUGACAGCAGUGAAGACGAAGGCGAUGCAUUGGAAGAAGAGUACAUGAAAGAAUUAGAUAUUCUAGAAGAGAAAAUAGUUGGAGCAAACCCUGAAGAAGGUGACGACGCUGAAGAUGGUGACGACGCUGAAGAUGAUGUUGAAGAAGCUGUCGAAGAAGAGGUAAAGAAAGCCGAUUCGAAACCUAAGCAGAUCAAGAAGAAAACAUUGAAAAAAAUGAACAUUAAGAAAAAAGCCAAACGCGCGUUCAGAAAAUCACCGUUAGAUGCCGAGACAGUAAAACACGUGUGUCGCUGUCGAAAAAACGAAAAUGUAAGUGUCCAUGAGAUUUCAAAAAGGAAGUUAUCAGAGUCCGAUGAAAAGGAAGAAGUUGGUCAUGUUCUUGCACAGUUCAAAUCCGAAAGUGGCGAACUUUUGGAGUCUCCGAUUGAUUUACCUCUCAAUAUAACUACAGCAAACUUGCAGUUGAUUUGCAAUGCAUUCGUUAAAAAGAGUGACGAUGAAGCUACUCCCUAUACAUUUUUUGUUCAAGAUGUAGAAGUUACAAGUAACCUUGCUGCUGCUCUCAAAAACGUAGUAUUGGACAGUGAAAAAGUAUUGGAAAUUAUCUAUCAACCUCAAGCUGUUUUUCAAGUCAGAGCGGUGACUAGAUGCACAAGUUCUUUACCUGGACAUUCAGAAGCUGUCAUUUCAGUAAGUUUCAGUCCUGAUGGGAAGCAGUUGGCUAGUGGCUCAGGUGAUACCACUGUCAGAUUCUGGGACUUAAAUACAGAAAGUCCCUUGUUCACAUGUAAAGGACACAGACAUUGGGUUCUGUGCACUGCUUGGGCCCCCAAUGGACAGACUUUGGCAUCAGCUUGCAAAAGUGGUGAAAUUCGGUUGUGGGAUGCCGCAACUGGGACACAGAAAGGCAAACCACUUGUGGGUCAUAAACAGUGGGUGACCUGGCUUGUUUGGGAACCUUUUCACUUGAACCCACAGUGCAGGAAGUUAGCAAGUUCUUCCAAAGAUGGUGACGUCCGGAUAUGGGAUGUAGUUCUUGGUACUUGUUUGAUUAACCUUGCUGGUCAUCAACAAGGGGUAUCAUGUAUAAGGUGGGGUGGAACAGGACUCAUAUAUUCCGCAUCUCAGGAUCGGACAGUAAAAGUUUGGCGAUCUGAAGACGGAAUAUUAUGCAGGACAUUGCAAGGGCAUGCUCAUUGGGUCAACACAUUAGCGUUGAGCACCGACUACGUUCUACGAACUGGCGCUUUCGAACCAGCAGAAUUUGGGCGCACUCAGAAAACUUUGACGCCCGAAGAAGCACAGAAAAAAGCUCUGGACCGAUAUAAUCUAGUUCAACAAGUCGGUCCCGAACGUUUAGUGUCUGGUUCGGACGAUUUCACUCUGUUUUUAUGGAAUCCUGAAACAGAUAAAAAGCAUUUAGCUCGUAUGACGGGUCAUCAACAAUUGGUUAAUGACGUCAAAUUUUCUCCCGAUUCGAGAUUGAUUGCUUCAGCCUCCUUCGACAAAUCGAUAAAAAUCUGGGAUGGAAGAACAGGCAAUUUCAUAACGACUCUUCGAGGUCACGUACAAGCCGUCUACCAAAUUUCCUGGUCGGCCGAUUCUCGGCUUCUUGUUAGCGGAAGUGCAGACUCUACUUUGAAAGUUUGGAACUUGAAAACAAAAAAGUUGCAUUUGGACUUGCCCGGACACGGUGAUGAAGUAUUUGCUGUUGAUUGGAGCCCUGACUCACAACGAGUUGUUUCUGGAGGACGAGAUAAAGUUCUGAAGAUAUGGCGAUAUUAACAGAAAUCUUCCAAUCGAUUAAGAAAAGUCUUGAUUGUUGAGCAUCGUUCUUUUCCGUUUAUAGGACUGAUCUACAAUACAAUGGCCAUAAACAGCCAAUUAUUGUUAAA
This is a messenger RNA of Daphnia pulex (common water flea), 3338 nucleotides long. Its product is annotated as mitochondrial division protein 1-like. Gene Ontology annotation, cellular component: nucleolus. The transcript is spliced from 14 exons. Gene Ontology annotation, molecular function: protein binding. Lineage: Eukaryota; Metazoa; Arthropoda; Branchiopoda; Diplostraca; Daphniidae. Gene Ontology annotation, biological process: ribosomal large subunit assembly; Notch signaling pathway. Bases 85 to 3228 code for a protein of 1047 amino acids. The record is from RefSeq and is a predicted model, not a curated record.